This is a messenger RNA of Microdochium trichocladiopsis, 1878 nucleotides long. RefSeq lists its product as uncharacterized. The transcript is spliced from 4 exons. The record is from RefSeq and is a predicted model, not a curated record. Bases 1 to 1878 code for a protein of 625 amino acids. NCBI's taxonomy places the organism in Eukaryota, Fungi, Ascomycota, Sordariomycetes, Xylariales, Microdochiaceae.
AUGCCGUCCGCCACCACAAAGCGUGCCGUCCGCAUCGGCGGCUGCUCCGGCGGCUUCGCCGACCGCCAGCGGGCGUAUCACGACCUUGCAAAGUCUGGCGAGGUCGAUGUCAUUGUCGGAGACCACAUGUCCGAAUGCACAAUCGCCAUCCACGGCACCAGCAAAGUCCGCAACGCGGAAGCAGCCGCCAAGGACCCGCGGGCAGCGCUGCUCGACAUGUUCGACCCGUCCUUCAUGGGCAGCCUGGCCCCGGCGCUACCCUGGUGCCAGAAGAACAAUGUCAGGGUCGCGGUCAACGCGGGCGCCAGCGCGCCGGAACAGCUGGCGCGGCUCGUGAAGCAGGAGAUCAACAACCAGGGACUCACUCUCAAGGUCGCGUGGGUCGAGGGCGACGAUGUGUCGGAGCAGGUGUUCGCCCUGCGGGCAAAGGGGGAGAAGUUCAAGAGCCUGGACACGGGGAAGGACUUGGCAGACUGGGGACACGAGCCGAUCUGCGCGCAAGCCUACCUGGGCGGCAUGGGCAUCGCCGCAGCCCUCGAGGCCGGCGCAGACGUCGUCAUCUGCGGCCGCGUAGCCGACGCCGCUCCCUGCGUGGGCGCCGCGGCGUGGUGGCACGGCUGGGACGCGAGCAACUUUGACGCCCUCGCCGGCGCGCUCAUCGCGGGCCACCUGAUCGAGUGCUCGACGUACGCGACGGGCGGCUACUACUCUGGGUUCAAGGACCUGUUUGACGGGUGCGAGAACCUGGGGUACCCCAUUGCCGCGGUGGAGAGCAACGGCGACGCGGUGCUCACCAAGGAGAAGGGCACGGGGGGCGAGGUGAGCGUCGGCACGCUGACCUCGCAGCUCGUGUACGAGAUCCAGGGCCCGCUGUACUACAACUCGGACGUGGUCGCCCGGCUUGAGGAUAUCAAGCUCGAGCAGAUUGGCAAGGACCAGGUGCUGAUGACGGGGGUCAAGGGCGUGCCGCCUCCGCCGACGACAAAAGUCGGGGUCACGGGGCACGGCGGCUAUCAGGCAGAGUUUCACUACCUCUUUGUGGGGUUGGACAUCCAGAAGAAGGCCGAGUGGACGGAAAAGCAGAUCCGCCACGCCAUGCGCAACCACAUUGACAAGUUCUCCGUGCUCAAGUUCCACCUCAUCGGCUCGGCGCCCGCGGACCCGGAGUCGCAGGACUCGGCCACCGUCGACUUCCGCAUCUUCGUGCAGACCAAGGACCCGUCCAUCCUGGGCAUGGGGUCGUGGGCCAGCCUGGGCGGCGCCGAGUCGUUCACCCGGUGGUGCAUGCAGAACUUCCUGACGUCGUGCCCGGGCGCCAGCGUGGUGCCCGACGGGCGGCAGUCCUCGGGCAAGCCGAUCUGGGAGUACUGGCCGACCCUGCUGCCGCAGUCGCUCAUCCGGCAGAAGGCGUGUCUCGAGUGGUCCGGUGAGAGGAUCGAUAUCCCGAGCCCGACGGAUACGAAGCCCUUCAGCAAGCAGCAGGACUCGUACGACACGGCGAACCCCGCGGACCUGGGCUCGUUUGGGCCGACGACGCGCGGCCCCUUGGGCUGGGUGGUCAUGGGUCGCUCUGGCGACAAGGCGUCCGACGCGAAUGUCGGCUUCUUUGUGCGCCAUGAUGACGAGUGGGACUGGCUCAGGAGCCUGCUGAGCACGCAGAAGAUGAUUGACCUCCUGGGCAAGGAGUACCUCGGCCACGGCGUGGACCGGUUCGAGAUGCGGCAUCUUCGCGCGGUGCACUUCCUGGUGCGGGACCACCUGGAUCGCGGGUUCAACAGCACCUCGUCUAUGGAUGCGCUAGGCAAGAACCUGUGCGAAUUUAUCAGGGCGAAGUACGUGGAUAUCCCAAAUAAGUUUUUGGAGCGUGGGAAAAUCUAG